Messenger RNA from Rhagoletis pomonella (apple maggot), 2750 nucleotides. Its product is annotated as putative transporter SVOPL. Gene Ontology annotation, biological process: transmembrane transport. Gene Ontology annotation, cellular component: membrane. The coding region runs from base 720 to 2285 and encodes 521 amino acids. NCBI's taxonomy places the organism in Eukaryota, Metazoa, Arthropoda, Insecta, Diptera, Tephritidae. The record is from RefSeq and is a predicted model, not a curated record. The transcript is spliced from 8 exons. Gene Ontology annotation, molecular function: transmembrane transporter activity.
UGAAAACGCUCAUCGCCAACACGUCGAACAAAUGAAAUCUUACUCAUAAUGGUGAAAGCAAUCAAAUUGAACUACUUUAUACAGCACGAGAACAUGCAUAUUACUGUCUAAUGCGACCACUCUUGACCAUUUAAUUUGUUGCUAUAAUAAAAACAUAUAAAUUUAUAUAAUGAGAUAGAGGUGGACACUUGAAGACGAGAUUUGCAAGUUAAGUGUGCGGGUGGCUAGUAAGUCAACGUUGAACACUUACUCUGGCAUGACGGUUCAAACGGUUCAGUUCAUUCGCGGUGUCGGUGAGAUUCGGUAUGGCUUUGUGCGAGCUCGGUACCACUUGAAACGGGUGCUUGAAUAGGACAAUUAAAAUACGUGUUGUACUUCCAACAUUGGAAAGUCAAUUUAUAAUCGCUCUGGUGAAUGGAUAUUGUGACUAACUGUAGUUGAGAACAAGGAGACAUUGAAAUAGUACAUUAUAAAGUAUUUUUUGUGUGUUGUGUUGCGCAAACGCAUACCGGUUCGCUGAGUAGUUAGUUUUGCGACUUGACUUAAGGCAAGUUCAUCGCAAGCUGUUAUACAUUCACUUUAUUAAAACAAGUAAAAUAGUUAAUCAAAGUUAGUAGACUUUAUAGUGAACAGCAAGAAAGAUAUAGAGCCAGUUUUUUCCAUCGCAUGUUUAAAGCGCAGACUGUGUGAUUAUAAUCAAGUUUUUAUUCUGUAUUAAAAUGGAUGCUGCAACGGUGAAUAGAUAUCGUGGCCCAGACGCCUACACUUUCAGUGAUUCCUUGGCGCUAACAAGUUUCGGUAAAUUUAAUUAUUUUUUGAUUUGUAUCUCUGGAAUGGUGCUGGCCACAGUUCUGCUAGAGACAGCUGGUAUGGGCUUUAUUUUGCCCAUCGCGCAAUGUGAUCUACAACUAUCGAAUCAGGACAAGGGUGUGCUUAGUGCGAUCGGUUUUUUGGGUAUUAUUUCAAGUUCUCAUUUAUGGGGAUUUUUGGCGGAUACAAAGGGACGUCGCAGAGUUAUUCGGCCCACACUGCUGGCAGGGUUCGCAGUUACAGUUCUCUCCAGUUUCGCCCCUAACUUUUGGGUCAUGGUUCUGCUUCGUUUCAUCAACGGAUUUUUUCUAGCAGGCUCUGCAACAAUUUAUGCCUAUCUCGGAGAGUUUCACUCAGAUAAGACGCGUUCACGAGCAAUUAUGGGAUCUUCAGUCAUAUUCGCUAUCGGGGCAAUGAUUUUGCCGAUGAUCGCCUUUUUAGUCAUAAACCAAGAUUGGGUUUUACCGCUAACUUUUCUUGGCAUCGACUAUAAGCCCUGGCGUUUGUUUUUGAUCGUGUGUGGCAUACCAGGAUUCCUGUGUGGUAUGUCCUUAUUUGCUUUGCCCGAGAGUCCUAAAUUUUUACUCGCUGUUGGUGAUGAGAACAAAGCGAUUGAGGUGCUCCAGAAAAUGCAUCGCUGGAACAGUGGCAAAGAACCGCUCAUUAUUACACAUAUUCUGCCAGAUGAUGACACCACGAUUACUACAUUACAAUUUAACAGUAAAUUUGAAUCGAAUUCAAAUUUCGCCCUUCUGUUUUUGCAAACAAUGUGGAAUCAAACUGUACCAUUAUUUCAGCGGAAAUAUUUGCGUAUUACAAUGAUCGUUUGCAAUAUGCAAUUUUGGUUGUAUGUAGUGACUAACGGUCUCUAUAUGUGGUUUCCACAUAUUAUUAACAGCGUGGCGGCAUUUAUUAAUGAGCAUCCUGGUGAACACAAACAAAUCUGUCAAAUUGUUUAUGAACAACAAGAAAGCAUUUAUAAAAUGGAUGGAACCAUCGAAUGUAUUGACAAAUUGGAGAACACUACCUAUUAUUACUCGCUCGUUAUGGAAAUACUUUAUGCCAGCUCAUUUGCAUUUAUUGGUUUUAUAAUAAAUCGUGCGGGGAAAAUAUUAAUUCUUUUCAUCACUUCAAUAUCCUUCACAUCCUGUGGCUUAACAUCCAUUUUUAUAGCUGAUCCAUCUAUUGCCGCUUACCUUUAUGUGCUAUUUUUCUUAGUAGGCGUGGCCAUUAAUGUGCUCAGUGCUGCUACAGUCGAUUUGUAUCCGACACAUCUUCGUGCAAUGGCUGUGUGUAUAUCACUUAUGGUGGGUCGAUUGGGUAGUGUUGUAGGUGCCAAUGUGGCUGGCGCCCUGAUGACUCAUCACUGUGAAUGGAACUUCUAUAUCGUUUGUGGAGCGAUGUAUAUUUGCGCUGUCCUGGCGCUUCUCCUGCCCCGAAAGAGCCCCGAUGAAGCGGGGAAAAGUGAAUCGUGAUUGUGACAAAAAUGUCGAUCCAUGCACAAAAGUAGCUUUAUUAUAAAUAAACUGUUUAGAAGUACAUAUGAAUGUCUGUUAUAGGAUUAAGUACGUUUGUAAUUUCGUAAAUUGUUGAAGUGGUUUUAAAUGACAUUUGUUUUUUAUUAAGUGUUACUUUUAUAAAAAACUUAAACUCAUAAUCUGAAGCUAAAAAUUUUUAUACCUGCUCAAAUAUCAUAAAUAUAUGCAGAAUUUCUACGUUAAAUAUCUGCAAUUUAAGAAAAAAGGCUUUGAUUAUUAUUCAAUUUUUAUUUCUGAACCAAAAGUAUUUCAGAAUCGGUCGUGAACAUUUUUAACAAAAACAUUAAAAUUCAUAAACCUGCAAAACCAUUCGGCCUUGUCUUGAGUUUAGGCCGAAAAAAAAUUCACCCGAAAAUGUUUAUUUCGCCCAUAGUAAAUACAUGGAAACGAAAAGUGAAAAGU